Molecule: messenger RNA, 1548 nt
Organism: Lecanosticta acicola
Lineage: Eukaryota; Fungi; Ascomycota; Dothideomycetes; Mycosphaerellales; Mycosphaerellaceae
Source: the annotation of a GenBank genome assembly
AUGGGAUCCAUUGGACCCACGAAACACCAACCGACAGCAGAGCAAGAGCUCGACUUCGAAGACCUGCCGCCAUUCCCCGACGACGUCCCCACCGUGCCGCUCCUGCGCCUCAACCUGAAGAGCAUCCAAGAAGGAAACCUGGAAGAAAUCGAAAGACUCUGGAAAGCAUGCUGUGAAUUCGGAUUCUUCUACCUGGAUUUGAGGGGAAAAGAAGGAGAAGAAGAAGAAGAAGGGGAUGCUCUGCUGAAAUCUGCGGAUGAAUUAUUCCAAUUGGCGGAUCGUGUCUUUGAGCUCCCCGUGGAAGAGAAGCAGAAGUAUGAUUUCGUCGAGCAGGGGAGUUAUUUCGGGUAUAAAGGGUAUGGGAAGGGAGUUGUGGAUCAGGAAGGUACGAGGGAUCGGAAUGAGUUUUGGAAUGUGAGUCGGGAUGAUAUACUCGGUCCGUCCCUGCCUCUCUUCUCCCAAAGCAAAAAUCCAUCUUCUUCUUCCUUCGACGCAGUUGAGAAUGGCUGCUAACCUCUUGAUCAAAAAGGGCUCCUAAAGGCCCCCCUCCCCAACCCUCCCAUCCUCCAAAAAGCAGAAACCAGAGCCAAACUGAAAACUUACAUCCUCCAUUCCCACGCCCUCGUGACCCUCCUCCUGCACCGCCUCAACGACAAACUCGGCCUCCCCCCAGAGACUCUGCCCAACAUCCACCGCCUCGACAACCCCAGCGGCGACCAAGUCCGCUGGGUACGCUCCCCUCCACAGCCGCCCGGCGACCGCGCCGCGGCUCUCGGCGGGCACACGGAUUUCGGCUCCGUCACGAUCCUCUUCAACCGUCUCGGCGGCCUGCAAGUCCUCCUGCCCCAUCCCCAGCAAGAAAUUUGGGCAUACGUGAAACCCCUCCGCGGACAUUGCGUCGUGAAUCUGGGCGAUGCGAUGGUGAAGUUCACACGCGGGAUUCUGAGGAGUAAUCUGCAUCGGGUCGUGAAUCCGCCCGGGGAGCAGGGUGGGGAGGUGAGGUUGAGUUUGGUGUAUUUCAAUCGGCCUGGGGAUGAGGUUUUGUUGAGGGGGUUGGAGGGGAGUGCGAUGAUUGAGGAGGCGAAGGAGAGGCAAGGGGAUGGAGAAGAGGAAGGGAUCACGGCGAAGCAGUGGAUUCUGAAUCGCGCGAUGGGGAGGAGGGUUGGGAGGGAUUGGAAGAUGGGCGAGGGGACGGAUCGGGAGAGGUUGGAGAAGGGCGUGAAUAAGUAGCGGCUUCACGCGUCAGAGGGUUAUCUCGACGGCUACUACUACUACUGAUGUUGCGCUACAUGGCUCGCUGUGGCCUUCAGUUUCGGAAUGCUUGUCGGGAAGAUAAUGCCGUUCCGCUGCAGAAGGACGUCGAACUCGUCUGCGAUGGACCGUUGUAUUCACGGUGACCAACUCCGCCCUUUUCGUGUUGCCUCCGCUUUUUGGAUGGCAACCGUUCGCUGAAGUCGCCCCCAAUAUCUCGAUGUACCGACGAAGCGUCGAGAAGCAUCUCAGUCAGGCACGGCCUUGACUGCACCCGCAGACCACAGCCAUGCGUGA